CCGGCAACGUUCAGUUCUCGUUUGACUCUUCGCGCAGCACGUCAGACCUCCGCGCGCGUGCACGUAACACGCAUAACGUAGUAAAAUAGUAUAUGAUGACAAUAAUGUUUUUAAUUAAUAUCUAAUAGUGGCGUAUACACCGGCUAUAAAUGUAUAGUACAUUUUUUUGAUCACGUCUUGAUUACAGACUCGUACAAUCGAUCUUUUUACACGUUUCACGUUUAUAUUGUUAAUAUUUUAAUAAUUUUUUUAUCAAUUUCUUUCACGCGCACACUUGUACACCUAUGUUAUUUUUCGAUGUGAUGACACCGAAUUUUUGGAUACGAUACCAUCGAUCAUCGGUAGAUCUGACAGAUGUACGAGAAUAUCAAACAUAACUGUCGGCAAUGUUAAAGUGGACCGUGGCUGGACAAAGGGGCGGGGGAACGACGACGUGGAAAAGGACGACGGUGGUAGACGAAUCGCCGCAGUGUUUUUCGGAAAAGCCGCGGCGAAGACGACCGUCCAGGAUGUCUGGAAAACACGACAAGGAAAAUGCCGAGUGCGUGGACGUGUUAACACCGACAACAAAGACGAGUCGUCGACGUCGCCGAGAGAGCUUGAGAGACGUAAGCAAUCACAAUAGCCCGGCGACGGGAGCGUUGCAGAUGUCGCCGGGCAGCAGACGAACAAAAAGUCCCUGCACGGAAGUCCAUUGGAUGCCUGUGCAAAAGAGACGAUCCGGUGACGAUCUGUGUUGGACGGACGACAAAGUGAAACGGAAAAAGCCGUGUACGGCUGACCACGUGAUCUCAACGGCGUACGCGGCUGUCGCGACGUUCGCCUCCACACCAACAGCAGCAGUAUCAGCAGAAGUCACCUCUGCCGUUACCGUCACCUCCGUGGCCGACGAGCAGCUAUGCGUGUCCAUGUCCCCUGCCGAAGAACCGGUUCAGCUAUUGCACAAAAAUUUGCCUGCGCUGCCGACGGUUCGGCUUCGCAGUCCGGGCGACUUGCGCGCGUCCAGGCUGAUCGAUCGGUACGUGGAUCAGAUCCGCAUGGACGACGUCACGUUCGGUCGCGGAAACAACGAUCGACUCAGCAUAGUGUCACCGCUGGCUAAGCGACUGGCCGACAUCCGGUUGCGACGAUCUCCCGGAAAAACGACGACCACAACGACGGAGGCCUGCAAACGAAAACGAUCGUUGUCCGACAGCGAAGACGAUUGGCCGCCGACGCGCACGCCGAUUGCCGGCAACAAACGGCCCACCGCCGCGUGGUGGUGGCAGUGCUCGGGCGGCGGCGGCGGUCUCACCCUGCCCGACGGCCUGCCCAGUCCGUUCCACUCGACGCUCGACCGUCACCGCGGCGGUGGCCCACUUCACCUACGGCCGACCCGCACGCCCAGCCCUAUAACGCCGCUCCGCCGGCAGCCGGCCGCUGACGAUUCGGACGACUAUUGGAAGACGCCCGUCGGCCCGUCACUGGCCACCGGCGUCCGCGCCGACCGACUGCUGUCCACCACGUCGUCCACCACCGUCGACGACGAGAUCAUCUGCUGCAGUGAUCCGCGCAGCCCGGCCGUGCUGGACGAAACGUUCACGCUCAAGUCCCGCAGGUGUCUGUCGUUCGUUUCUCCGCCGCCGUCAGACUCGUCGGCCAAGAAACGGAACCGGAAGUCACUGAAAAAACCGUCUUCCGCCACCGCCGACAAAGCUUCCGGCCUAGAGGUAUCCAUUGAAUUGAAAGACGCAACUCACUUAACUGUAUUACUUAAAAGAGGCAGAAAUCUAGUGUGUGCAGAUGGUGAACCGCCAAACACUUAUAUAAAGGUUUAUUUAGUACCCGGUAAAGGGACUUGCCACAAAACCCGAGUACGGCACAAUUCUACCAAUCCUCGUUUCGACGAAUCUUUUUCCGUACCACUCUCUGAGGAAGAUCAAGAUAAAAGAAUAUUGAUAUCCGCUUGGCACCGAGACAGAUUGAAAAGAAGGAGCGAGUUCUUGGGCUAUAUGUCGUUUGCAGUGAAAAACGUACUCAAAAAAGAAAUAAACGGUACGUUCAAACUCGUACCGCAGAGUCCUGGGCGAAUGCCACCGCACUCGACGCCGGCUCAUCGACCACAAGACCUGACCGUGGUUAAAACCGUACACUGCAGUACCGAUGAAGAAGAAGAAGACAUCAUGAUUGAUGACGAAACUACACCCAGUAACCAUUCGGUGUCUGUCAAGGUGAAAUGUAGUCAAAAGCCAAAAAAAGACACACUGACCACUAAAACUGGCAACGAAGAAAACAAAUUCUUGCAAUACCUGGAGUUGGAUCCUCCGUUGUCGUCUAAUAAAGAUGGCAAAAGCGGCAGAACUCCGUUCACAAUCACCAAACGGUUAUCGAAACCCUCAGGAUCCAGUUUUGGAUUUUCCAUAGCGUGGACACAUCCUCCGAGGGUGGAAAGAGUGGAGUGCGGUUUGCCUGCAGACCAAGCAGAGCUGAAACCCGGAGAUUAUGUAGUAUUUAUCAAUAAAACUAACGUAGUAAUGAUGGCCGAAGAUGACGUCAUGGAAUUGAUUAAAUCGUGCGGCAAUCAGCUAUCGUUGGAAGUGUACAACAAAACUACGACGACCAACCGAAGGAGGAAUCAACCGCCUCCACGAUCUGCGUCCACGCCGGGCGUGCUCAGCUUGGCCGCCACCGCAGUCAGUCAGAGUGACACGACUGUUUCCUUGCAAGAGCCGCCCAGAAGACGAUUUCACAUACCUCAAGUGACGUUCACGUCCGAGAACUUAUCCGGCGAUAUGGACUCGCAACUGAGAUGGAUUCAUCAACUGCUCACGGCCGAACAACAAUUCGUGCUAUGUUUGCAAUUCGGUAUAGGGAGGUAUCUAUUGCCACUGGCCGAACGCAAAGAUAUACUCAAAUCUAAAGAACAUGCGGCUCUAUUUCAAAACGUUCAAGAGCUGCUGCGCACUACUGAAGACACCCUGGAGCGUAUAAUCGACAACGAUUGGAAAAUGUUGGCACGAAACACAUGCAAAACAUACGUGAAGAAAAUCGAUCAGAUCAAUGGAGCAUAUUACAAAUACUGCAAGGGUAUCAUUCAUGCGGAUUGCGUGCUUGUCGAAAAAAUACGAAAUUCAAAUUUUCUGGAAUUGAUUAAAGACCCACCCAUACCCGACCGUAGGCCGGAUUUGAUCACGUUCAUUCACAAACCAUUAGAGCAUUACAGAAACAUAUUAAAAUGUAUGCAACUCAUUCAGAUCAAUACUGAACACGAUGACGAAGGUUUCGAAGCGUUAUCACAUAUAGUCCAUGAAAUGCAGGCAACAUAUCGAUUCAUAACUGUGGAAUCCGGUUUAAUGGAACCGGAAGUGGAUGGGAAGCCUUUGCUGUCGCUCAAUGAUUUAGAAGCCCGUUUAGUAUUUACUAGGUGCAAGCCUUUUACAUUAAACACGUCAGACCGCCACUGGAUAUUCGCCGGCGACCUGAGCCGCGUAGAAGGACGAUCUGUCAGAUCGUACUGGGCGCUGUUGUUCUCCGAUAUUUUAUUGUUUACCAAAGUUAGCAGAGACCGCGUGUUAUUUGUCACUGACGAACCAUUGCCAUUAACCUCAAUUGCUCAAACACAGUUCUCCGUAAAGAAAAAAGAUACAGAAUUCCGGUUGGUAAUUAACAGUGGAUCGGACACGUCAUCGUGUCACAGUAGUCCGGCCAUGACCGGAUGUAGCCCUUUGUUUGCCGAUCUAUCCGGUACUCUUUCAAGACUACCUAAAAAUAAAGGAAGAGUGAUUGUGCUCCGAGCACCCAAAGCUGAACUGAAAGCUGUGUGGCAAAAUCUCAUUCAGAGACAAAUACUGACGCUGGACAAAAACGCAUUCGUGCUGGACGGUAAGUGUAGGGGACCGUCGUCGUCGGAACCACUGGACUCGCCGGACGAUCUGUUGGCCAACUCGCUGGCCACGCUGGACGACGACGUCUACGCGGACAGGCUAAAGUCGUUUGCCGCGUCGUUGGUGGACGAGAGAUGUCAGCGGAUGACCAAGAGCAGCACAUGCAACAAGGGCAAGGCGUUGCACAUAUCGCAGUGGAUCAAGGGCGAACUCGGUGGUGGCGUGUUCGACGGAGGCAGUUGUGGCCCCGGUGGAGGCGGCAGCGGUGGCGGUAGUGGCAACGAUGACGAUGACUUGGAGCUGUGGUCUGCAGAACAAAUGAACGCAAAACGAGCAGAGAUCGAACGUCGGUUGUCGUCGGCGGCGGCGGCCAGGGACGGUGUGGAGGCAAUCAUCGAAUACGCGACUGCAGCAGAGACCGUGUCGGUGGUCAGCAGUCCGGACGAUAGUCAAAGAACGGUUAUACCGGAAAACGUGUGCGACAAGUGUCAGAAGAAGUGCGACGUUAACGGAAACCAGCAGUCCGACGCUUUCCUCGACAUGGAUCCCGACAACAAGUGGAAACCGUCCACGGUUUCCGUGUUCACAGACCUCAGCCCUUGUGAACCUUUCGGCCACAUAAAUAAUCUCAACAACAAUUACGUGAACAACAAUAUCGGAAAUGAUAACGAUAACGAGGACGACGACGACGACGAUGAUGACGACGACGACGGACUCGAACCAGAUAGACCGUACGCUUUACUAGCAUCGUCACCGCUGCAACGUAAUGCACAUCAACUUUAUCAGCAGCAGCAACAACAACAACAACAAAUUCGAAUGCACCCACGGUUUUCGUCGAUGUGCAGCUUGGAUAGAACUGGCACGAAUCGUGACCAUUCAACGGAUAGUCUAGACAGAGUGGAGUACUGUUCGACUACUGAUUAUCGGUGGCCCGAAGACUUUUGUCCUGUUACACCAAAUUCUUGUUUACCAACCGACGAAGACUAUAACUACGAUGCAUCGAGCGAAGAAUUUUGGGGAACGCCGAAUAGUAGUACUACUUCGCCGCUAUCCAUUGAAGUGAAUUACCACGAUGAACAGCAAAAUGAAGCACUCCUUUUACCUUCAGUUAUAUCAUCCUCUACGCCUAAAAAGAGACCAGCUCGACUAGAACCACUAAUAGAAGAAAUUGAGUCGUCGGACAAUACUCCAUCUUAUGAAUACAAAGAGAUCGUUUAUGGAGAAGGUCAAACUCUAUUGAAAUUUAAAACCAGACCUGUGGCUGGGUCCAAAGACAAACAUUCUGCAGAAAAAUCGAUCACUAAAAACUUAAGUAGUAAUUAUGGUUUUGCGAAUGCGACAGAUUUAACAUGUUAUGGCGGACAUCAGGAAGGAGCCGUUCGAAGAGGACUUGCAGCACCGAAUCUAAAAUGAGUGCAAAUUUUAUUCGGAAACGACGUGUUAAGUCCGAAAAGUCAAAACAGAACAAAGAAAUUAAACUCAAUUUAAUUGAAAGUAUAUACUUAUUACUCUUUGGUUAACUAUACAUCAU
Messenger RNA from Melanaphis sacchari, 5394 nucleotides. RefSeq lists its product as uncharacterized. Gene Ontology annotation, cellular component: plasma membrane; nucleus. The record is from RefSeq and is a predicted model, not a curated record. NCBI's taxonomy places the organism in Eukaryota, Metazoa, Arthropoda, Insecta, Hemiptera, Aphididae. Gene Ontology annotation, molecular function: protein binding; guanyl-nucleotide exchange factor activity. The transcript is spliced from 28 exons. Gene Ontology annotation, biological process: signal transduction. Bases 387 to 5276 code for a protein of 1629 amino acids.